AACUAAUUCAGUUGGGGAACGAUUGGUACGACGUGCUCAAUUCCUCCGUUAAAACGUUCAAUUAUCCUGGAAAGGAACCAUUUGGACGGAAGAUGCAGCGGCAGCUCGAGAUUUUGGGACGCAUGAAAAAUUUCAUGUCAGAUUUUAUCAUCCCUCGCAAAAAUAGCUUACAACAAUUUCAAAGGGGUGUUUUGGUAACGCACUGUUACAGUUGUACGAGUAUGUGGUAGUGAAGUACAACUUCAACUACGUUGUCACACGGCGUCUAAAUCAAGAUUUGCUGGAGCACUUCUUCGGAAAUAUACGAAGCAAGGGAGGAUUAAACGACCACUCUACGCCGAAGGAGUUUAGGUACAAGCUCCGACAAUACAUUUUAGUUUACGACAUUAUUCGGAUCACUAUCGGAAGUAGCUGACGUGUGUUAUGAAUGUCGCAAGGUUAUGAUAGCGAUACGAUAUUUGUCGCUGACUCGUUUGAGAAUAGCCCCUCUGAAUUAUUUUUCAGCAAGGAAUGCCGAAAAUCUGAACAAAACAGGCAACGUCGAGCUGGAUUCUGUUGAAUGGCUGAACACAUCAAACCCGCAGGUGUUGUAUGGAAGCGGGGUGGUCGAAAAUAGCGCACCAGAUGAACAGGAAGUAGGAGAACCAGAGCCUUUGAAAGCAGAAUCAGAGAUUGUUGACGCUCUGAGUGUCGCUCACGCCAAAUGCGAUGUGCUGGAAUACGAUCCAGAUAUGCUGGAAGGCGAAACCGAUAUGCUGGAAGGCGACAGCAAUGCGCUGCAUGGGGGAACCGAUGUGAUACAUGGCGAUGCUGAUGUGCUGCAAGGCGAUAGAGAUGUGCUGCAUGGCGAUGCCCUAGAAUAUAUGGCUGGUAACGCAACUUUUAC
Rhagoletis zephyria (snowberry fruit fly) is the source of this 886-nucleotide messenger RNA. RefSeq lists its product as uncharacterized. The record is from RefSeq and is a predicted model, not a curated record. NCBI's taxonomy places the organism in Eukaryota, Metazoa, Arthropoda, Insecta, Diptera, Tephritidae.